AUGACGGGAGCAACAAAGGUGUAUAAACUCAACGAGGGUAUUGUUGUUACACAAGAACAGCUUGAUCAUUGGAACUGGUCACUGGCUAACGCUUCGCAUCCGGUAGAAGUGUUAAAAUGGGCAUUAUCGACUUUUCCACGUCUGUACCAGACUACUGCGUUCGGCCUGACAGGUUUGGCUACGAUUGAUAUGUUGGCGAGAUUGAGAGACCAGGAUGCAGAAUUGAAGGUACCGUUAAUCUUCAUUGAUACGUUGCACCACUUCCCACAGACACUAGAUCUACUGAAAAAGGUGCAAGAUCGAUACUAUACGCCUGUUGGACAGCAAGUCGCUGUGUUUAGACCAGAAGGUUGUUUAAGUGAGCAGCAGUUUGCACAGAAGCAUGGAGACUUUCUGUGGGAAAAAGACGAGGACAAAUACGAUUUCUUAGUCAAAGUGGAGCCGGCUCGCAGAGCGUAUCAAUCCCUGGGCUGUUUAGCAGUGCUCACUGGUCGUAGAAAGUCCCAAGGAGCUUCACGAUCAAACUUACAAUUCGUGGAGGUCGAUGAACUGAACAACAUCAUCAAGAUCAACCCGCUUGCUAACUGGACUUUCGACCAGGUCAAGAACUACAUUGACGAACAUGAAGUACCAUAUAACGAACUCCUAGACCUGGGAUACAGAUCUAUCGGUGACUACCACUCCACUUCACCUGUGAAAGAGGAUGAAGACGAAAGAGCAGGCCGUUGGAAGGGCAAGACCAAGACAGAGUGCGGAAUUCAUGAGACCAGCAGAUUUGCUCAGUACCUCAAGGACAGUACGGCUUAA
Molecule: messenger RNA, 807 nt
Organism: Torulaspora delbrueckii
Lineage: Eukaryota; Fungi; Ascomycota; Saccharomycetes; Saccharomycetales; Saccharomycetaceae
Gene: MET16
Product: phosphoadenylyl-sulfate reductase (thioredoxin)
Exons: 1
Coding region: 1-807 (268 amino acids)
Cellular component (GO): cytoplasm
Molecular function (GO): phosphoadenylyl-sulfate reductase (thioredoxin) activity
Source: RefSeq, a predicted model, not a curated record